AUGGACACGCAGGAUCUAGAAUUAGCCGUAUCUCCCGAAGAAAUGUGUCGAACGUGUCUGGCGGCAGUCGAUAAAGCCCAACUAAAACCAAUAUUUUGUAAUGAAAUCUUGGACGGCCGUAUAGUAGCUUUCCCAAGUGUACUGGAAUUGACGACUGGAGAAAAGUUUGUAAAAAACGACAAGCUACCAAAUAACGUUUGCAUGGAGUGCAAGGGGAAGCUACUAGAUUUGUACAUUUUUGUCGGAAUGGUCCGCAAAUCUAGCAAUUUGUUGUAUGAAAUAUUUUCAGUCGAAGCACCCAAUUCUUCUAAAGAUACGAAGUUCGAUACCAGGCACGUGGAAGUACAAACGGAAGAAACAAACGAUUCCAAAGAUACGUUGUUUAAUCUCCAUCGAGCACAAACAAAUGAUAUCGAAACACAUUCGAUAGGAAUACAGUGUGAAGAAACCUUUCCGAUGCCGGUCGAUACCACUGAAAUGUCUUGCCAGACAGAUGAGCAAAUCCAAUUGACCGAACAAUCCCAAACAAACUGUGAACUUGCCAAUGAUGUUGAUGCUAUUAACAUGGCGAUAAUGCCAACCGAGGAAAACACAAAUGCGUCUCUAGAAAACGAUAUUGUGCAGGUAAAUUCCCUAGAAGAUGGCUCACUCAUCAACGACGAUGAUGAUGAACAUGGGUACGAAAUGAUACUGCAAGCUGAGGAGACGAAUGGCGAGGCGGAAUGUUUCACUUUGCGUCCAAUGAAGUCCGAUAAAAAGAAGCUUGUUCUUGAGAUUAGCUAUGGAGCAAGCAAGCAGCAAAAGCUCGAAGAGGCUUUAUCGCCUGGAGUAAAAACUGAACAAAUAUUUUGCAGUUAUUGCAAUUUUACCGAUAGCGUGGAGGCUCUUGAGCAACAUAUGCAAGUGCAUAGGGAAACGCUAGAACUUUGUAUAGAAUCGAUCGACUACUAUCGAUGCUCCAAUUGCUUUACUGUGUCAAUUUCCCAAGCGCACUUUGAGCAGCACUUUAACGUUAGUUGUAAGCGCGUGUCAUUUGAGGAGUAUGUCUACCAUUCAGAUCUGCACAAACAUGAAGCGUUCUAUCUCAACGGGAUGGACAUUUGUGUUCCAAAGCUUAAGACGUUCAAAAAAAUAGAUAACAAGUACAGCUGCGGUAGUUGCGUGAAAUUCACAUCCAGCUGUUUCGAUACUAUGCGGGAGCACGUCCAAAACCACGAGGCAAACGAUGAUAAAGCAGUGGACAUUAAUCUGCUUUGGAAGAACAACCAUUACGAUGAGGUACACGUGUGUGGAAUAUGCCAAGCACAGUUUCCAGACGCAACGUACAUAAGGCAGCACCUUUACUUUCAUCAAGAUUCGUUUUUCUGCAUUUACGAAUGCAAUGUUAUGUUUGUGAGCUUCUUGCGCAUGACUCGUCACUUUCAGCGAAAACACUUGCAAUGGCCAAGCUGCGCGAAGAAAAGUGCAGUGCGAGAAGGGGAACAUCAGUGCAAACAAUGUGGGAAAAUCCUGACGAACACCGAUUCCCUUAAAAAUCAUCUCAAAAAUCAUUUCCGUCCGCGCAAGUACGUUUGCACGGUAUGCAAAAAAUGUUUCACCCAGAAAAGCGACCUAAUGAUACACUGCCGUAUUCACACGGAUGAGCGGCCGUAUUCUUGCAAUUUGUGCAGCAAAAAGUUCCGCACCACCAGCCACCGACGUGACCACAUGUUCACGCACGAGGUGGAGAAUAAAUUUGAGUGCGACAUAUGCCACAAGCUGUUUAAAGCGAAGCGCAUCCUAGCCGGACAUCGGAGAUUACACACCGGGGAGAAACCGCACAGGUGCGAGAUAUGCCCGAAAUCAUUCUCACGGAGGCAACAUCUCAAGUUGCACCAGAAAACGCAUGAUAAACCACAAAGCUCUAAUGUGAAGCAAAUUAAGAGAGCUGGGUAA
Anopheles nili is the source of this 1935-nucleotide messenger RNA. Its product is annotated as zinc finger protein 184-like. Gene Ontology annotation, molecular function: zinc ion binding; DNA-binding transcription factor activity, RNA polymerase II-specific; RNA polymerase II cis-regulatory region sequence-specific DNA binding. Lineage: Eukaryota; Metazoa; Arthropoda; Insecta; Diptera; Culicidae. The record is from RefSeq and is a predicted model, not a curated record. Gene Ontology annotation, biological process: regulation of DNA-templated transcription. The transcript has 2 exons. The coding region runs from base 1 to 1935 and encodes 644 amino acids. Gene Ontology annotation, cellular component: nucleus.